CUGUUUUUGCUGCACACUUCAGAGUAAGAUGUGACAAACUCAUUUUAAAAAAUAAGACAAAGGCAGGCACGAUGGAACAGUUUACCAAUUCAGCAAUAUAUGACAACAUCUCUCUAGGUGAGUGGAACCCAGAUUACUUAUCAUGCAUCAAAGACUACAACUUCCUUAUUCUGAUUCUGUCCAUCAGCUAUGGUGUGAUUUUUCCAGCAAGCCUUCUUGGGAAUGGCUAUGUGAUAGUCCAUUUCUUCCUACACAGAAAGUCUUCAUCAACAUCUAAGGGGCUGAUGGCCAACUUGGCAAUGCUGGACUUUUUGCUGGCCUUGAGCCUUCCCCUUGUCAUUGUGUAUCACAGUAAAGGAAACAACUGGCUCUUUGGAAACUUCUUCUGUUAUGUGUCAUCUAGCCUCUUUUAUGGCAACUUAUAUGGCAGCAAUUUAUUCUUCACCACCAUCUGCUUGGAGAGAUACACAGCUGUCUGUCACCCCUUCAUAUAUCAGAGAGUGAAGACUCCAGCUAUUUGCAAAACCAUUUGUUGUUCCAUUUGGCUGAUCAUCAUUAUGGGAAUUAUCUUUAUUUGCACAAAGGUUCAAGUGGUUACUAGACAGCCUAAUGGCACCAUAACUUGUGGAGAUACAUUUUCUGAAAAGGCAUGGAGUGACCUGUUGACACCCCUCAUUAUUAUAUUAUCAGUCAUGUGUUUCUUUGUGCCCUAUGUCUUUGUAUUAUCCUGCUAUUCCCUGAUUGUCCUAAAACUAAGAUAUUUAGACAGCAACAUCCGGUCACAGGUACCAAAGAAGAAAUGCAUGCAGGCCAUCCUGUCCGUCUUUGUGGUGAUGACGAUCUGCUACCUGCCCUUUCACACUUUUCAGAUGGUAAACGCCUUUCACAGACUGCACUCUGCUCACAUUCAGGGAGCUUCCUUCAUUAUAUGUGUGGGCCAGCGCAUCUCAGUCUGCCUGGCGAGCCUCAACAGCUUUCUCGACCCCUUUGUUUAUUAUUUUUUGUGUGACAGUUUCAAAUGGGCAUAUUCCUGUCUUGGCAUGGACAAAGACAGCAAGACAACUAUAAGUAAAGAAACUGCUGAGAUAAAACUAUAAGCACCAGACAAACAUGCCCAGCGUCUUCACUUCAAACGAUCAAGUCAUCUAUGCAUCCCUUUAUUUACUCACGUGCCUUUAGUUCAUGGUCGAGUCAGCACUGGGCUCAAGGCACAGUCCAGUGAUGGAGCACCAGUCUAUCACAGGACAUCCACCAAACAUCUAUCCAUUCAUCUUCUGCAGCUGGUGAAGUGAAAACAGACUUUUAAUUUUUAUAUUGAAAUUUUGCAGUUUAUGAUGAAAGUAGGUAAUAAAGAGAAUUACUAAAAAUGAUGGUACAUUCAGUUUAUUUUUAAAAACAGUAACACCUAUAAACAGAAAAUUCAGACUUUGUAUCCAACUAUCCAUUUUGUUAAGAAAAAUUCAGAGUCCCAGCAGCAUUGGCAGCAGGGCAGAAACCAAACAAGAAGAGGGCACCAGUCCACCAGAGGUCACACUCACAUAGACUGACACAGGGCCACUUUAGAGUCAUUCAUUUGCCUGGCUGGUACUAUGAUGUGGAAAGAACACCGAGACUAACUUACUAACUUAAGGCGAGCAUCCAAACUCAAUACAGACACUGACCAAAGGGAUUGAAAUCUGGUCUACCAGAGUAGAGAGACAGCCAAAGUAACCACCCAGGCAUCAAUCAAUUCAUUAAUCUUGAUUUUAUAUUUCAUAGAGCCCACCAUGACGAUGCAUAACAAAUCACACAAUCAGUGCCUUUUCAAAAAUGUUGUGACCAGGAGGGUUGCUCUUGAGUUGACCCUGAACCCAGAAUAGGAGACGCAGGUCAGAUGAAACCAGAGGUUUAUCUGGACAAAUAAGUAAAGUAAAUACAAGGAUAGGUCAACACAAGGAGUGGUAACAGUGCAACAGCGCAAAAUAAUAAAGGACCAGAGCUAGGGUUAUGCACAGAAGGGUGGCUACAGUCUCUCAAGCCCCUGCUCCUUUCCCCUGAGUGGAUCAAAUGUCCUCUCCUCCUGUUGCUAUUUAACUGGUCAGUUCUGAACACAAGUGAGCACCUUCAUUUCACUGUAAGAAUAAAAGAAAAGGCAAAAAU
Erpetoichthys calabaricus (reedfish) is the source of this 2139-nucleotide messenger RNA. Its product is annotated as lysophosphatidic acid receptor 6-like. NCBI's taxonomy places the organism in Eukaryota, Metazoa, Chordata, Cladistia, Polypteriformes, Polypteridae. Gene Ontology annotation, biological process: G protein-coupled receptor signaling pathway. Gene Ontology annotation, cellular component: plasma membrane. The record is from RefSeq and is a predicted model, not a curated record. The coding region runs from base 72 to 1097 and encodes 341 amino acids. Gene Ontology annotation, molecular function: G protein-coupled receptor activity. The transcript has 2 exons.